Clonostachys rhizophaga is the source of this 2655-nucleotide messenger RNA. The record is from the annotation of a GenBank genome assembly. NCBI's taxonomy places the organism in Eukaryota, Fungi, Ascomycota, Sordariomycetes, Hypocreales, Bionectriaceae.
AUGUACUGGCGCCAUUCCAACAUUAAAACUGCCCACCCAGUAACCUGCGAGUGGUUGCCUCAGCAUGAAUCGUACUCUACUUGGGUUGACGCUGAGAGGCUUGAUGAUCAUCACGGCUUCAUGUGGAUUAGCGGAAAGCCGGGAAGCGGCAAAUCUACCAUGAUGAAGUUCCUGUCUUCUCAAGAAAAGAAAAACGCCGAGAUCAACACAUGUGUCAUCUCUUUCUUUUUCAACGCGCGUGGCGAGGAGCUGGAGAAAUCCACUACUGGCAUGUAUAGAUCCAUCCUCUUCCAACUUCUCGAGAGGUUUCCGGACCUCCAGUCUAUUCUUGACGACUUAAGUCUGGUUCCGCUAGGCCAAAAGGGCUGUCCCGCUCUCGACGUCCUCCAAGAGCUUUUCAGGAAUGCGAUGCCUCUUCUUGGGCAACGCUCAGUGACUUGCUAUAUAGACGCUCUCGAUGAAUGCGACGAAGACCAGGCCCGAGACAUGGUAGAGCAUCUUGAGGGCCUCUGCCAACAAGCCGUCAAAGAUGGACAAAACUUCAGAAUAUGUUUCGCCAGUCGCCAUUAUCCCUCUAUUGAAAUCAGAAACGGCAUUAGAAUAACAUUGGAAGACCAAGCUGGCCACAGGAGUGACUUGGAUGCCUACAUACGCAGUCGUUUACAGACGGGCAGAAAUCCAGAGGCUGACGAUAUUCAUGAUAAGGUUCUUCACAUGGCGGCCGGGGUGUUUAUGUGGGUUGUCCUGGUCGUCGAGAUUCUCAACAAAGAGUUCCAACGAGGUCGCUUGUUCGCGGUGCGGAGGAAGCUGGAAACUAUUCCUGACAAGCUUGGCACCAUAUUCAGAGACAUGUAUCUCCGUACUGGCAUGGACCGUCAGGAGCUCGUCCUGUUCUUACAGUGGAUUCUGUUUGCAAAAAGACCCCUAACGCCAAUCGAAUUAUACUACGGUAUCCUCUUCGGGCUAUCGGAUAUUGAACAUUCCGAGAUUCUGACCUCAUCAAUCGAUAAUCUCUCUGUGGAAAAAUUUGUCCUGAGCUCUUCCAAGGGGCUGGCAGAGGUAACUAAAGGACCCGAACCAAGGGUCCAGUUUAUCCACGAGACAGAUCAAUUUGUUGAAGAGUUUAAACUUGCUGACUGGAUUGCUCUGAGCAAUGUGUACAGAAAAUACGAAGCUCGGUACCCGCAAGAUUUAAGCUUCGGGCGGGCUGUGAACAAGGAGGGCUACAUGAAUUUGAGCAAAAUUAUAAGUGAAUCGACCGUGAAAUUCGCCAGCGUGCUACAUGAUGCAGUUCUGAGAGCUGAUCGCAACAACGCCCGGGCAAUACUAGGCUUAGAGGGCUGCAAGGCUACCGAAGAUGACUCAACAAGCAGCUCACGUUGGCAUCUUUCAUCUCCCCCUGAAUAUGCGGGCACCCUCGGCGACCGUUCUACAAUCAUUCAUGCUGCAGAACACGGCUUCAUCAACGUGGUCAACUCCUUAGUCGACAACAUUCUACCAAUCGGCAAUAGGGUUUUGGCAGCGAGACCCAAAGUCUCACAACAUAGUGCGAAGGGCCAGUUCAACAUACCUAAUAGACUGGCAGCCGUAGCGGUCUUUGAUGAACCGCGUUCUUUUCCAUAUUUGAAGAAGCUUUUAUCUCAAAUAUCGAGACAAGGAUUUACGGACAUUGCGGUGUUGCUGUGGGCAAGAGGCAUGAGAAUAAGAGACGAAGACCUAACCGAGUUAUUAUUUCUGGCUCUUUCAAAUAACCACAUCUCUAUGGCCAAACUGCUUAACAAUGCCAUGUCCCGGGCAGCGCAUGAGCCAAUAGAGCUGCGAGAGAAGAUGACAGGCUAUAUCAGAAAGGUACUUGACGCACCGCCGACAUCAGAAGAUUGCCCCCAGAGUGGCUUGCCGACUUUAUACAAUGCUAGAGAGCUAUGCUUGAUCCAUGAUAUUCCCUCAGGCACGGAGUACGCUGAUGAGUAUCCAUUUCUAAGUGAGGACCGAGGCAGCGACGCAUUCAGCAGUCAUAGCAUCGAUCUUCAGGUCCACCAUACUCUGCCCUUUGCUGCCGCAGAAAUGGGGGAUAACGAUAUAUUGAAACUCCUGAUCAAAGAAGGAACCAUGAUAUUCCAACGUUCAGAUGGCCAGAAUGCUCUGUCGUGCGCUGCAAGGAAUCUGCACGAAAGCACUGUAAGGCUCCUUGUCGAAGCAGGAGCCGAUGUACGCUGGCGAGACGAACAUGGCUGCACGCCUAUUGUGAGGGCUCUCACCGCAUGGCGUGCCCGCGAGCAGGGAUUCUUCACGCCACGAUAUACCAAGAUCGCGGAGGCGGCAUAUCAGGAUAUGGCAGGGACGCCAUAUUGGCACAUUGCGCAGACAGCAUAUUGGCAUGUUGCGGAGAGAGAAUACUGGAAAAGGAAGCUGAAGGCGAUAGUAGUCUUACUACUCAGUCGCAGCUGCAACUCCCAAGCCCUCAUCAAGACUGGCAUACAAGUUAUCUUACUAUGGGCAAUCGACAAGAAUCUUCCAAACCUGGCCUUGGCCUUGGGCACUGUCGUAGGCAGCCAUGAUUCUUCAUUGCCGACGCGUGUGAUCUGGUGGUUGCCGGACCAAUAUUAUGACAAGGGGUCAGCCAACUUUGAAGUACAAGUUCGGACCCAGGCAUAA